UUAAAAGACCGACGUCUCGAAAACAACCAACUGCAGCCGUGUCUGAACAAGACGGGUAGUACGAAAGGUACUGGGGAAUCUGCAAGCAGACCAAAUCAAAGGAUUGGGCGGUGGACGGAGUUUAGAGGGGAAGGUGGAUGAGAUGUUGAGCGAGGUCUUUGUUUCUGUGUGAAAGAAUCAGAGGAGGCUGGUUGUGAACAUGCGCUGCCUGGCUGCACGGGUGAACUACAAGACCCUCAUUGUUAUCUGCGCUCUCUUCACUCUCAUCACGGUGCUGCUAUGGAACCGCUGUGCCAGUGACACCUCCAUUCGCUUCCUGCCCCGCGCUGCCUUCGUGGCUCCAAGCCCCAAGAUCAGGGAUGAUGGCAUCAGCAACCAGCAGCAACCUCCACAACCUCCUGAACCCCCUCCUGUCGUCGGUGUUCUUGGCGGAGUCAAAUAUGAAGAGAUCGAUUGCCUGAUCAACGAUGACUCCACCAUCAAAGGCAGGCGAGAGGGCGGGGAGGUAUACCUGCCUUUCAGCUGGAUGGAAAAAUACUUUGAGGUGUACGGCAAAAUAAUUCAGUAUGAUGGCUACGAUCGGUUUGAGUUCCAACACAGCUACUCAAAGGUUUACGCCCAGCGCGAACCCUACCACCCUGAUGGAGUCUUCAUGUCAUUCGAGGGAUACAAUGUGGAGGUUCGCGAUCGAGUCAAGUGUAUCAGUGGCGUGGAAGCGUAA
Messenger RNA from Nematolebias whitei (Rio pearlfish), 721 nucleotides. Its product is annotated as D-glucuronyl C5-epimerase B. Bases 200 to 721 code for a protein of 173 amino acids. Gene Ontology annotation, cellular component: Golgi apparatus. Gene Ontology annotation, biological process: heparan sulfate proteoglycan biosynthetic process. NCBI's taxonomy places the organism in Eukaryota, Metazoa, Chordata, Actinopteri, Cyprinodontiformes, Rivulidae. The record is from RefSeq and is a predicted model, not a curated record. Gene Ontology annotation, molecular function: heparosan-N-sulfate-glucuronate 5-epimerase activity. The transcript is spliced from 4 exons.